This is a messenger RNA of Myotis daubentonii (Daubenton's bat), 2707 nucleotides long. It is a transcript of the gene CPLANE2, whose product is annotated as ciliogenesis and planar polarity effector complex subunit 2. Gene Ontology annotation, molecular function: GTP binding; GTPase activity. The record is from RefSeq and is a predicted model, not a curated record. NCBI's taxonomy places the organism in Eukaryota, Metazoa, Chordata, Mammalia, Chiroptera, Vespertilionidae.
AUGGAUUCAAUUCCCUGUCAAGGGCAUGAACCUGGGUUGCAGGUCAAUCCCAGGCCUGGGUCCGAGUGCAUGUGAAAGGCAAUCAAUGGAUAUAUCUUUCUCACAUCAAUGUUUCUCUCUCAUUCACUCUCUCUUUCUCUCUCCCCACUUCUCUCUCCCUCAUUCCCCUCUCCCUUCUACUCUCUAAAAAUCAAUGGAGAGGGGAACUCACUAGACCAAGAUGGUCACAAGCUUCCUUCUGAAAUGCAAUUCUAACCACCUCACUCCCAGGUGCCAAUUGCUGUCUGGCUUCCUGUCCCCAGCAGCAGUGUUUAUCUAAAUUAGGUCUGUGGACUCUAUCAUGGACUGACUUGUGUACACCCGCCCCCCACACACACCAAAUCUUUAUGUUAAAGCCCUAAGUCAGAUAGGGCCCCCCAUAUGACUUAUUUGGAGAUAGGGUCUUCAAGGAGAUAAAGUUAAAUGAGGUCAUAAUUGUGGGGCUCUAGUCCACUAUCACCAGUGUCCUUAUAAAAAAAGGAAGAGACACCAAGAGUGUGUGCAGACACAGGGAAAGGGCAGCCUCCCGCAAGCCAGGCAGAAAGGCCUCACCAGAAACCAACCCUGGGGCACCUUGAUUUUGGAUGUCUAGCUGCCAAAACUGUGAGAAGAUAAAUUUCUGUUGUGUAAGCCCCCCAGUCUGUGGUAGUCUGCUAUGGCAGCUCAAGCAGACUGAUCCAGAGCUUAACUUCCCCGACUGCCCAACGCUCUCCUUACAGGUGCGGCUCAGACUCAUCGAACGCCCCAAAGCAGAAUCUGGGGGAUGGAGCCCAAGAAUCCAUGUUUGGAAUGAGUUCCUGGUGCCCCAUGAGCUCCUGAGGGCGGUGAAGACUGAUUCCAAAAGCUAACCCUCUGGCCACCAGCUCCUCUGACCACCAGCCUCCCUCUCUGUGCGUGAAGACUUCACAUCUUCUCUGGCUUCCAGGUUAACUGGCGAGUUCAUUCUGCCAAGUUGCUCCAUGUCCUCACACUCUCCCUGAGCCCUCCACCACGAGGCCAGCGAGCACGGGACUGGAUGUGGAGCCUGGAAACCCAGAGCAUUCUGCCAUCUCCCACCCCGUCCGGGUGCCCAGCCAUGGCCAGACCACCCGCCCCUGGCUCAGUGAUUGUCCCCGACUGGCACGAAAGCGCCGAGGGCAAGGAGUGCCUGACCUGCAUCCUGCGCAAAAACCGCCGGCGGGUGUUUGGGCUGCUCGAGCGACCAGUGCUGCCCCCGGCUGUGGCCAUUGACACGGCCAGCUACAAGAUCUUCGUGUCUGGGAAGAGUGGUGUGGGCAAGACGGCGCUGGUGGCCAAGCUCGCUGGCCUGGAGGUGCCCGUGGCACACCAUGAGACCACUGGCAUCCAGACCACCGUGGUAUUUUGGCCUGCCAAGCUGCAGGUCAGUGAGCGUGUCGUCAUGUUCCGCUUUGAGUUCUGGGACUGCGGGGAGUCUGCGCUCAAAAAGUUCGACCACAUGCUGCCGGCUUGCAAGGAGAAGACGGACGCUUUCCUCUUCCUCUUCUCUUUCACCGACCGUGCCUCCUUCGAAGACCUCCCUGGACAGCUGACCCGCAUAGCAGGCGAGGCCCCUGGUGUCGUCAGGAUGGUCGUUGGCUCCAAGUUUGACCAGUACAUGCACACAGACGUGCCUGAGCGUGACCUCACAGCCUUCCGGCAGACCUGGGAACUGCCCCUCCUGCGGGUGAAGAGUGUGCCAGGGCGGCGGCUGGCAGAUGGGCGCACGCUGGAUGGGCGGGCUGGGCUGGCUGACAUUGCCCAUGUGCUCAAUGGCCUGGCGGAGCACCUGUGGCACCAGGACCAGGUGGCAGCUGGCCUGAUUCCCAACCCUGCAGAAAAUGCCCCCGGCUGACAUGAGUGGGCACCUGUGGUCCUUCCUCCUGACUCUCAGGUGACCCAGAGCAGGGGAUGGGACCCAGGACCUAGGGCUUGGUCAGGAACCUUGAUCUCAGCCUGAGGACUGGUCAGGGAGGAUGGUGGCCUGUGAAGACUCUGCCCCAGCAGCACUUUCCUUGCAGAAUUCAUGGCAGGAGGUGCAGGCACAAGGCUUUGUGGGGCAGUGGUUUGAGGUCCUCUGGCCUCUCCCUUGGCCCUGGGGGCCCAGGCUCUGGAAACUGAAGAACUGCAUGGGCAGGUCCCAGAUCUCCAGCAUCUCCCCAACCUCCUGCUGUCCCUCCCCUUCUGCAGCACACAGGGAAGAUAAGAUGACUGGGGAGAGAGGGGGUCUCAGCUGGGCCCUGCACCUCAAGUGACUUCAAUCAAGAGCCAGUAUUACAGGGUGGGGCAAAAGUAGGUUUACAGUUGCUUUUUUAUGGGAAAUAAGACUAUAUAUAUAUAAAAGCCUAUGCAACCAUUACGACUGGUUGAACGAACAACUGGUUGACCAGUUGCUAUGACACGUACUGACCACCAGGGAGCAGAUGCUCAACGCAGGAGCUGCCCCCUGGUGGUCAGUGCUCUCCCACAGCCAACCUGCGGCCGACCAACCUCCCAUGGUCCCUACCCCCGGUCGGCCCCCGAUCAGCCCUGAUCAGGACUGGGCAAGAAGGCCCCAAUCAGCCCCAAUCGCCAGCCAGGCCGAGGGACCCCACCUGUGCACGAAUUUGUGCACUAGGCCUCUAGUAAUUAAUAAAUAGUAAUACAAAGAAUAAACUCUGUGUUUCACAUA